Messenger RNA from Schistosoma mattheei, 529 nucleotides. Lineage: Eukaryota; Metazoa; Platyhelminthes; Trematoda; Strigeidida; Schistosomatidae. The record is from the annotation of a GenBank genome assembly.
AUCUAUAAUAAUAAACACAUUAUAGCAUACAUUUUAGAAAAUAAACUGAACAAAAUUGUGUAGAAUGUUGAUUUUUUUUAGAAAACACAACACAAUUAAUGGUUUUAAAGAAGACGAGAAAAAAGCCGAUUGUACAUUUUUAUGGAAUAAUUUUGUUCUCUCCCUCUCUUUGUUUUGUUUCAUUGAUGGUGAUUUUUCAUCAUUAGUUGAUAAACUGUACAAAAUGAAGAUAGAAAACAACUUAUUUAUAGUCCCCCCCCCCAAAAAAAACAAUACUAACAACAACAGUACAUACAACCAUAAUAACAAUACUUGGUCACCAUUUGUAUUACAAUGUGAAUUCACAUAACUAUUUAAUUAUCACUGAAAAAAGAUUUUCAUUACUUAAUACAGUAAAAGAAUAAAAUGAAGUGAGGGAAAACACAUUAAAACAAUUUACAAUAUUCUUUUCUUAAUUGCUGGUAGAUAUUGUGGUGAAACUGUAGAGAGACCGGAAAUAUAUUCGGGUAUAUAUAUAUAUAUAUAUAUA